GGGAGUUGGCGCAACUCUCAGUAGUCACUCUGUUUGAUCUUUCCCGCUAUGAACGCACCUCCUUUUCUCUCCUCCGGCGGCCCAUGGGGCCAGCCACCGCCGCCGCCACUUGCCCUAAAUCCCAAUUUCUCCCUCCAAAACCCCCUCAAUCUAUACAUGUACCUUUCAAACCUCGCCUCCUUCACACCCCACUACUAUCCACCUUUCCCUCCCAAUAAUUUCCUAGUCCAAAACCCUAGCUUCGCCCCCAAGCACUUCUCCAAUUCAGCAUUUCAUCCUCAGCUGCUGGAGAGAAUCGACGGCGCCGUGAAGAAGGCUCGCUCCGACCUUAUUGCCGCAGGGGAAAGCGUCUCGGCGUGGAAGGUCUCGCAGUCUGCGAUUCGGAUACUCGAGGUUGAUUGCUGGAGCUCUCUAGGGUUUCAAAUGCAGCAGGUGCCAUCUCUGCACCGCCUCAUGCUCACUCAAGGCAAGAUAGAUGCAUUUAUCCAUUGUUUUGUUGGGGUUCGAAGAAUUGCUUCAUUGUAUGAUCUCGAAGUAGCAAUCUGCGAGAAUGAGGGUGUUGAACAGUUUGAAGAGCUGGGAUUGGGCCCUUUGUUGCGAAAUCCUCUUGUCGUGCAUUAUUUCUCAGUGAAGUGUGAUGCAACUGAAGUGUUUAGGAUAACGAGUGAGGAGAUAAUAUCUUUACUUUCUGAGUUCAUGGAUGCUUGUAAACAUACAUAUAUAAGGGUUGAAGAAUUUUUAGAUUUCAUUGUAAAGAAGUGUGCAGUUGCAAGCAGAGAAGAGCUUGGAAUACGAAUUUACAGCUUGGGGAUGCAUAUUUCAGCCAUCCGGGUUGCUAGGGAUUUAGAAUCUGCUGCUCUGAAGAAAUCUGGAGGGUUAAUUAUUCAAAAACCAGAUUCAAGAUUUAUGAAGCGACCAAUGAGAAUGCAGCAAGACGAACAUUUGUCCACCUCCAUACAUAAACAGUUUUGUGGCAAGCACAUUAGGUUUGAUUCAGAGGAUGAAUGUAGUGAUGACGAAAAUAAUGACCAUGUCAAAUGCAACCAGGUUAACUUACCUUCACAAUCUGCUAAAAGUUCUGACAGAGUGGACAGUGAUGAUGGUUUGGUUGUCUCUCCAUCACAAUCCAAGGGUCCACCCAACCAGGUUAACAUAUCAUCACAAUCUGCUGAAAGUUUUGACAGACUGAACACUGAUGAUGGUUUGGUGGUCUCUCCAUCACAAUCCAAAGCUUCUCUUCCCUCAUUGAAAAUGCAGCAAGACAAAGGUUUCAGUACCAUUUCUUGUCAUGUUGAUUCAUUUUUGUCUGUACAUAAGCAGUUUUGUGGCAAGCACAUUAGGUUUGAUUUAGAGGAUGAAGGUAGUGAUGAUGAAAAUUAUGACCAUGUCAGAAGCAACCAGGUUAACUUAUCUUCACAAUUUGCUAAAAGUUCGGACAGAGUGGACUGUGAUGAUGGUUUGGUUGUCUCUCCAUCACAAUCCAAGGGUCCACUCAACCAGGUAAACUUAUCACAAUCUGCUGAAAGUUCUGACAGAGUGAACACUGAUGAUGGUUUGCUGGUCUCUCCAUCACAAUCCAAAGGUCCACUUCCCUCAUUGAAAAUGCAGCAAGAGAAAGGUUUCAGUACCAUUUCUCGUCAUGUUGAUUCAUUUUUCUCUGUAAAUAAGCAGUUUUGGGGCAAGCGCAUUAGGUUUGAUUCUGCAGAAAACUCGGAGGAUGAAUGUAGUGAUGAUGAUUUACAUGAUGAAGAAGAUUAUAAUUGUGACCAGGUCACAUGCAGUGUGGUUAACUUCUCAUCACAAUCUGGUGGAAGGUCUGACCGUGUGAGCAGCUGUCCUUACCCAUCUGCAAUAGAAGAGAUACAACGGCUUGGGUUGGACCAGCUUUCCCCAGAUAGUGGCGGCCAAAAGCACAAAGAGCCUAAUGACUCAGUUAAAAAGAAGAGAAAAUCUGAAAAUCUUGUAACUGCAAUCUCUGUGCCCCCCAAAUUGUGUAAGACAGAAAAGGUAGAACAAGUCGCACGGCCAAUAGAGAAUGGCAGGGAAGCCAAUAAUGUUAGAAAUUUGGAUGGAAGGAAAGCGGAAAGCUGGCCACCUGUGAUUGGAGAACUGCACCAAGGUAUCAUUAUACUUGUGCAAAUGGCUUUAGGACACGGGCACCAAUUUUACAGCCUAGAAGUGACUUACAAAAGAAGGGGGAUGAUAAUUAUGAUGGAUUUGUUAAACGGUCGGAUAAUAUGAUUCCUGUUACAGAUACUCCUCAGUGGGGCACAUCUAACUUUGGCAAGAGAGAUCGUCUUAGUACUUGCACACCUGAUGCAAUACAAGCAAAGGAAACUGGGAGACUAGGCGAGCUUGCUGCUUUUAAAUACUUCAUUGAGAAAGCUGGCAAGUCAGCUGUGAAGUGGGUUAAUGAGCAUAGUGAAACAAGGCUACCGUAUGAUAUAGUGGUAGGGGAGAAUGAAGACAGAAAAGAGUUCAUUGAAGUUAAAGCAACCAGAAAUCCAACCAAAGACUGGUUUGAAAUGUCAGUGAGACAGUUGCAAUUUGCAGUUGAGCAGGGUGAAGCUUUCAGUAUUGCUCAUGUCAUUUUAUCAGAUUAUAAUGUUGCGACGGUGAGAGUGUACAACAAUCUGGAGAAACUACUGAUGAAGCAUAACAACCAGGAGCUACAGGACCAGGAUUGCAAGCUGAAGUUGGUUGUCUUGGUGCUUGAGCCGCAGAAGGAAUUUACCAUUGUGUCCUGAAACUCGCUCCAUGACUACAUGAAGUGUACUCGAUAUACUUGACCACAAAAUACAGUGCACCCGUUAUAAAGAUUAUAGCUGAAGUUCGGCUUCACAUUUGUGAUCUCGGUAAUCUCCGAUUUGUUGUAGCUUAGGUUUAUCAAGUAUUUUAGUUCGUUUUUU
Messenger RNA from Rosa chinensis, 2909 nucleotides. RefSeq lists its product as uncharacterized. The record is from RefSeq and is a predicted model, not a curated record. The coding region runs from base 49 to 2241 and encodes 730 amino acids. The transcript is spliced from 3 exons. Lineage: Eukaryota; Viridiplantae; Streptophyta; Magnoliopsida; Rosales; Rosaceae.